UUUUUUUCCCUCUUUUUCCCGUUACCAGGCCAGUGUUCGGUGCUUGGAGGUACGUGGACAAGGCAAAUGGUACUCAAAUGCUUUCCAACCGGCCAAAGAGACAGCAAACCUCUUCAGAUCUAGCUUUCCUUCUUUUCUUCACUUUCUGACUGCCAUCCUUUACCAUUUACUCUCCACCAUUUAUUCUGCUCAUGUCGUCGCAAACUAUACCAACAACUACUGCGACCGGUUCAUCUACGACUCUGACCAAUGCACAAUCUACAACGAAUACCGCUACCCAAACUACUCAAUCUUUAACGGAAACUACGCAAACCGAAUCUGAUACUCAAACGGCCACUCAAACUGCUACCCAAACUGCUACUCAAUCGACCACUCAAACGGCAUCUUCGACCACUCAAACUACCUCGAACAUGUCGACUACAUCUCCGACUUCUUCGAAUCGUCUCGUUUCCACUACAGCGUCGCCUACUACGACUGCUUCACCCACAACUACUUCAUCUUCUAAUACUUCACCGACUGCCACCACAAGUAAUACUUCAACAACCGAAAUGUCCACUUCGUCUUCACAAAAUACGUCAAGCAGUACCCAGGCACCUACAACGUCUACAUCCACAACGACUUCUGAGUCGUCGUCGUCGUCAUCAUCAUCAUCAUCGUCGUCGUCGUCUCCCACUACAUCAUCUUCAUCCUCAUCUUCCACUUCAACAUCGGAACUGCCGUCGACAACGACGUCUGAGACGACUUCAUCAACUUCACAGUCGACUUCCUCAACGACGGCAACAACAACAUCCUUACCAACCACAACGUCUACCUCUUCCUCCGCCACCUCGACGUCUGUAAUCACGACAACGUCAACCACUCCCACUACGACAUCGACGCCUGCUGUUACAGAAACAACGACAUCAACGACAUCGUCAACCUCAUCCACGAGCACUGACCUUGAAACCAGCACCACCUCUACACCUGCUGAGACCGUAACUACCUUGCAGAGUACUGUGUACAUAACCACGACAAAUAGUGCUGGCCAGACGACAACAAGUACGCCAUCGGCUGUUACCAGUUUGGUGACAAGUACAGGUAGUGAUGGAGGCGUCGUCACCAUAACACAAAUCGGUGUCAACCCCACUCUAAGCUCGGAUUCUGGCUCUAGCAGCAACACCUCAUCCUUCUUUCAAAACAAAGGUGCAGUUGCGGGGGUAUUCGUGCUCGUCGGCCUGGCAGCAGCGUCAAUAAUACUAUUCAUAAUUUUCUACAUUCGUCGGCGGCGUCGCACUCGGCGAAUGGAGCAUGACAAUGCCGUCUCGGCUACUCUUACUGCUGCUGGCUUUCACCGUGCACCCCUCGAUGAUGAUGACGAACAUGAGGAUGGCUCGAGAAUGCAGAUGUCUCAGCAUUCUCCCCGGAGCUCUAUACCAAGUGCGGGUCGACUGUCUGCUUACAUCGAUAAUGUGGAAGGUGGCUAUAAUCCGUAUGCAGACGUUGGUCAUCCUCCAAUAGGCAGGGACGAUUACACACCAGUGAGGAGUCCGAGUCCACCACCCGGUGCUGGCAGUGGCGUGUUUGGUAACAUCCGUGGAAACGCGAGCGAGCAGAGGAUCAGUCAUUCUGCGUCACAUAGUGCAGGAAGCUACGAGCCACUUCUGGCAUCCUUCUAUCAAGCCCAAAACACUGGUGAUAAUUCAGGGCCUCCUUCGCCACCGCCUCGUAACCCACGAAGACUCUCAGAUACGAAAAAUCAGCCAUCACCCACCACUCAAAACACCGAAGGCAAUGAUGCCGCCUCAUCAGUAUACUCUUCGGAGAGUACAGGAGAUGACCGCCUAGAUCCUGACCUCCGCCGGCGGCUCAAAGAUGAUUCAGAUAGUGACAGGGCCGACCUUAGGGACAAUGAAGACUACUCGCGUCCGGUUCUUGGAGUUCGGAAUGUUCCGGAUAAGGUUUCCCAGGAGUCCUAGGUAGCUUUUUCCGUCAUACUUACUCGAGGUGCCGACACCUCAACAGCAUUGCGGACCCUUGUAUAUUCUGACGCCCAUUUGCAUGGACCUCUGAACUUGUUUUUAGUAGACACUGACACGAAAACGCACGCUCUUUACUUCAUUUUAGUAUAUUUUAUAUAGUGUAUUUGGUAACCAUAGACCGAUGCCCUUGUUGGCAGCAUACGAGUUGUAGUACAUUGCAUAUGGACCGAAUACAUAGAUAUUCUUUACGCAUUCUCAGUCUGUAUACUUUUUCCGCUUGUACUUAGCUUGGGGAGGAGGCAUUUUGUUUCACGUGAUGUCUAGGACACGACGCGUCGUAGGGUACGGAGUAGUCCUUAGUCGAGUAUUUUCGAUUAGUAAAAGCCGGUAUGGUUUUCAGAUUUCUCUAGUAAUGUUUUUAUCAAUAAUACCCACGCAUUUGUUAUCAGA
Guyanagaster necrorhizus is the source of this 2408-nucleotide messenger RNA. RefSeq lists its product as uncharacterized. The coding region runs from base 192 to 1955 and encodes 587 amino acids. Lineage: Eukaryota; Fungi; Basidiomycota; Agaricomycetes; Agaricales; Physalacriaceae. The record is from RefSeq and is a predicted model, not a curated record. The transcript is spliced from 6 exons.